AUGUCUCAGCAUCCGAGCCAUGACCCAGCGGGGUCUUCAUCCGGCCAGCAGCAAAGGAACAGAGAUGGAAAGAAAGCACCACCAUUCUUCGGGAACUACAAUCACCAGGAUCCGAACUUCCUGGUUCUUGAACGGCCCUUUACGACUAGUCAUGAUGAUCCAACCAGUUCGUCGUUUGGCGGAUGGCCGAGUCAAUCAGGAGUCCAAACGCAACCCACAGCCGAUACGUCUUUGACUUUUCCGAACCAGGAUCGCUCCGGUAUGGUAGUCAGUGGCACCGGAAUGGGUAGCCUGAUUGAUGGAACAACUUCUAGCAACAGCAUUUGGCUUACGGGUGGCGUUUCCCAGGCAGCUCACCAGUCACCGGCACAAUCAGAUGUGAAAUUUGGGGACAUCCAUCCGUCAGGGGCUGGAGCAGGAAUGGGUACCGGACAAAUCGCGGGGGAUGGCCAGAACCCACACUUUCAUCAUGAGCAGGAAGGUCAACUCAACUGUCCAAGCAAUAAUGGAACUGCUGGAGAAGGCUUACCUACGGAGCCAUCUGACGUGGGAGGUCAACACGACGACAAGGCUUCUAGGGCUGAAGAAAAAGUCGACGCAACCGAACAGGAUACUCAAGGCCACCAAACCGGAGCGACAAAUGCCGGCUUGGAUAGCACCAUUCCUCAGUCUAGGCCUAGACUCUGGUAUUGUGUAAAAUGCGGCAAGGAUUUCACAAGAAAAAAUCGGCUAGCAAACCACCUAAAGUGGAAAUGUGGGAUAUGUGAUGCAGCCUACGGAUGUAAGGUUCAUUUGCGGCGUCAUUUCCAGGUGGAGCACCCCAGUCAGAGGCGAGUUUUGGUGAAUGUGACCAAGGUACUAUUUGCAUGCCGCUGGUGCAUCGCUAAACCCUGCAUGGGAUCGAGGAGCUUGUCCAUUCACACCACAAAGUAUCACUAUGUUGCUGAUGCAGUUCGCUCAGAUGCUCCCUGUGUGUGUCCGGAAGAGGGCUGUACAGAAAUCCAAGAUCCACUACCAAGGGAUACAGUAUGGAUGCACAUGAUUUCGAGGCACGACUACGUGUCUUUUGAUUGCGAUCCUCUAUGGGUACCAGAAGCACCUGACAGGAUGGGCUAUAUGUGUCCCUUCCGACACUGCUCAAGAAGAGUUUAUUCGUUGGAGGAGCUAAGAAGACACGUGAAGAGCCACGAGAGACGUCAAGCCAUCACUCAAGGGGCACAAGUGGCUCCCGUGUCACAGCCCGAAAAUUCGGACAGGCUUCGUAAUGGAGAAGAAGAUGAACGACUUGUAUCAGAUAGUGAUGGAGCAAACAACGGUCCGGAAGACGAGCCUGAGCAGCAUCCCAGCCGAGAAUUGCAACAUCAAGAGAUAGAGUCGGUCCCACUCUCUGAGUCUUCAAAUGCUGGUACCAACCAAGCAGGCACACAAGCCCAGGAGAGCACACUAGAGGGAGGACAAGCCCAGCCACAGAAGCAAGCAUCCGUCAACUCUGCGUCUACCGAGUUCAGAUGCCCAGCCUGUGGUGUAGUGCUUUCUAGCAAUGUGCUACGAUCUGAGCAUAUAGCCUGGUUGUGUUCGGCCAGCCCUCGGACCGAAAGACGUAACUCGCCAGUUGGGAAACACCUGGACUGGUGGCACGAGGGCAAGGGUCCGGUUGUCUGA
Messenger RNA from Neurospora tetrasperma FGSC 2508, 1662 nucleotides. RefSeq lists its product as uncharacterized. The transcript has 3 exons. The coding region runs from base 1 to 1662 and encodes 553 amino acids. The record is from RefSeq and is a predicted model, not a curated record. Lineage: Eukaryota; Fungi; Ascomycota; Sordariomycetes; Sordariales; Sordariaceae.